UAAGACAUUUCCAACACUUCAACUCCUUCCCAAAUUCUCAUACUUCUUUCUACUUCUAUUAAAACAGCAAAUCUUCAUUUCCUCUUCUCUCUUCUUGAUCUGCCCCCAACAAACAAAAAAUGCAAAUGCAGUACAAGAAUUUAGGCAGAUCAGGCCUAAAAGUAUCCCAACUUUCCUACGGAGCAUGGGUCACUUUCGGCAAUCAACUCGAUGUCAAAGAAGCUAAAUCCCUCUUACAAAAAUGUCGUGACCACGGUGUCAAUUUCUUCGACAACGCCGAGGUUUACGCUAAUGGAAGAGCAGAAGAAAUUAUGGGGCAAGCAAUUCGUGAAUUGGGUUGGAAAAGAUCAGAUAUUGUUAUAUCUACUAAGAUUUUCUGGGGCGGGUCGGGUCCAAAUGAUAAGGGUUUAUCGAGAAAACAUAUAAUCGAAGGGACGAAAGCUAGUUUGAAGAGACUGGAUAUGGAUUAUGUGGAUUUGAUUUAUUGUCAUAGGCCUGAUGCUAGUACACCUAUUGAAGAAACUGUUAGGGCUAUGAAUUAUGUGAUUGAUAAAGGUUGGGCUUUUUAUUGGGGGACAAGUGAAUGGUCAGCUCAACAGAUUACUGAAGCUUGGGGUGUUGCUCAAAGAUUGGAUCUUGUGGGUCCUAUUGUUGAACAGCCUGAGUACAACUUGUUGUCUAGGCACAAGGUUGAAUCUGAGUACCUCCCUCUGUAUAGCAACUAUGGCAUUGGUCUUACCACAUGGAGUCCUCUUGCUUCAGGCGUUCUGACUGGAAAAUAUAAUGCAGGGAACAUUCCAGCAGACAGUCGAUUUGCACUGGAAAAUUACAAGAAUCUCGCCAACAGAUCUUUGGUGGAUGAUGUGUUGAGGAAAGUAGAUGGAUUGAAACCGAUUGCUGAGUCACUAGGUGUACCUCUGCCUCAACUGGCAAUUGCGUGGUGUGCUGCAAAUCCUAAUGUCUCGUCUGUUAUUACCGGUGCCACCAAAGAGUAUCAGAUUGAAGAAAACAUGAAAGCUAUCAAUGUCAUUCCAAUGUUAACACCUGCUGUGAUGGAGAAGAUUGAGGCUGUUGUUCAAAGCAAACCAAAGCGCCAAGAUUCGUAUAGGUAGAUAAAUUUUAAGAUCCACUAGGUCUUAAGAGCACUACUAUUUCCAGAAUGAGUUUUCCUUGCUAUCAGUCCCUAUAUCUUGUGUUAUGUUAAGUACACUAAGAGUUGGUGUUGUUUCUGAACCAACCUUUAAUGUUGGUGAAUUUUCUACUUUUCUUUGGGUGGAUGAGAUAUUGGCUUUCAGGGAUGGAAUGAAUGUUGUCUUUACUCAUUAGUCUCUGCUUGUGAGUAGUAAUUUACCUGCAUAUUUCAAGUUGUUUAUGUUUAUCCUGACUUAAAAUGAAUGUUUAUAUAAUUAGUGUUACAUUUCUUCUA
Nicotiana attenuata is the source of this 1426-nucleotide messenger RNA. RefSeq names its product probable voltage-gated potassium channel subunit beta. The record is from RefSeq and is a predicted model, not a curated record. Lineage: Eukaryota; Viridiplantae; Streptophyta; Magnoliopsida; Solanales; Solanaceae. The transcript has 4 exons. Bases 120 to 1112 code for a protein of 330 amino acids.